Messenger RNA from Fusarium venenatum, 620 nucleotides. RefSeq lists its product as uncharacterized. The record is from RefSeq and is a predicted model, not a curated record. NCBI's taxonomy places the organism in Eukaryota, Fungi, Ascomycota, Sordariomycetes, Hypocreales, Nectriaceae. Gene Ontology annotation, biological process: vacuole fusion, non-autophagic. Gene Ontology annotation, molecular function: endopeptidase inhibitor activity.
CUGACAGCGACAUUAUCCAUCAAGAAACCGCGUCAUUGCUGUCAGAUAUGCCGACGUCACACACACUGUUCUUCAAGAUUGCGUCAUGUUCACAAGCCAAAAGUAUACUGGAAUGGGCAGUUGCAAAAAGGAGGGGAAACCAGAUUCAUUGGUAUCUGGCAAACCAGCAGAGCCAAGUGGAUGCUAAUAACCACCUAUCGCACAAGAGCUACGUAGACCUGCACGCGCCUGCCCGCUGCCAAACAGGCUGGAUGAUGGGCCGUGGUCACGCCUCAGCCCAACUACUGACGCUUAUAACUCGCAGCACCCGCAGCCACAGUAACUUGAAAGCUUCAUAUCCAACCCUCCUAAUACAACAACAACAACAACAACAACAACACUUUCAUCACAAAACUAUAUCCAACAUGCCUUCUUACAUCGUUACCUGCAAGGAAGACGCCAGCGACGAGCAGGUCCAGUCUGCUAAGCAGCACGCUAUUGACCAGGGCGGCAAGAUCGGACAUGAGUACAGCCUCAUUAAGGGCUUUUCCGUCGAGUUCCCCGCAGAUUCCGUUCAGACCCUCGAGAGUCACGAGCAUAUCAAGGCUGUUGAGGAAGACGGCGUCAUGACGACCCAGUAG